Molecule: messenger RNA, 2171 nt
Organism: Metschnikowia bicuspidata var. bicuspidata NRRL YB-4993
Lineage: Eukaryota; Fungi; Ascomycota; Pichiomycetes; Serinales; Metschnikowiaceae
Product: phospholipase D/nuclease
Exons: 1
Coding region: 233-2074 (613 amino acids)
Biological process (GO): double-strand break repair; single strand break repair
Cellular component (GO): nucleus
Molecular function (GO): 3'-tyrosyl-DNA phosphodiesterase activity; double-stranded DNA binding; single-stranded DNA binding
Source: RefSeq, a predicted model, not a curated record
AUGCUAAAACAACAAUGAAGAGACUGAAUUUUCAUUCCAAUGGUAGUGAUCUGCGGUCAUCAACACACCGCUGGCCUGGCUCAAGGCUCCUCACUAAAAGAAGUACAUAUAAACCUGAUUAGCACCCGCGCUGGCUUGGUAGAUUUGGUCGUGCCGGUCCUAAAGCAGAUCAGUUCUGGACCCUCAAACAAUCUUUCGGCGCUGGCGAUACAUAUAUCACGGCGUUGACACGAUGACUCGGGCAGUUGAUGAGGUAAUUCAUGACGACUCAGGGUCUGACUUGGAGAUUGUGCUGAGCCACCAUGUAGAAUCUGAUCUUGAGGUUUCCAAUAGAACAUUUUUAAAAGAUGCAGAGGAAGCACGAGUCAAACGACGUAAAACGUUCUUCGAACACAAGGAGUCACAUGUAUCCCAAGAGGCCAAGGCCAGCAUCCGUCAAGUCACAGGCACUCGGGAACUACCAGCAAUAAUCUUAUCUGACAGCGAAGAAGACAAACUAGAAGAGAAGCAAUCAGACUCAAAAACGAUCAAGGGUACCGUCUUGAAUCUGCAUCAUCAAGUAGCCGUGGCCGAACAACAGAAAUUAGCCUCAGAGAAUCAUUCAACAAAAACGCUUGAUCUGGCCGAAAGUCCAUCAGAGGCAAGUUCCAUGAAUACUCUAUACCAGACCGACUUCCCCAAGUCUUCCGGCGAGGGCCCUCGUUCUAGCAUCAGAUUACUUUGCGACCUAAGUAAUCUCCAUACCACGAAUAACAGCGAUGAAAAUGUGGAUGUUGUCUCCCUUGCUAGUCUCCUCGGCUCACCAAAUCUCCUGGAAACGUACCAGUUUAACUUCAGUGUCCAGCUACCCAUGUUUCUCUCAUUUCUCGGUGAAAGUUUUGCCACUGAAUACAAAAAUAUUGUUUUUAUAACAGGUAGCUCGAUAUUCGAAUCUGCAACUCAAAAAUCUCUUAUACGGAAAAAGUUUAAUGUUUCCGAGGCGGUGGCUCCGCUUCCUAAUAGGUUUGCGUCACAUCACACGAAAAUGAUGGUCAAUUUUUACGACAAUGGAGAUGCAGAAGUUAUCAUCAUGACUUGUAACCUUACUCAACUAGAUAUAUGUGGCUUGACGCAAGCACUCUGGAAAUCGGGCAGAAUAAAAAAGGGACCAACAACCACCACUUCGGGAAGGAGAUUUCGCUUUGACCUCUUGCGCUACUUGUCUCGUUAUGGUCUAAAUGAAACUAAACGCCUUGUUUCAGUUCUUGAAAAAUUCGACUUCAGCUCUGUCGAUGUUGAAUUGGUGGCCUCCGCUCCUGGGGUGUACAAUGUGCGAGGAAAUCUGUCUACAGCUGAAUGUUACGGGUAUGCGAAGCUUCGUCAAGUCCUCGAGAGAAAUAAUCUCCUAAUCGAAAACACGGAUUCUAGGCAUAACAUAUUGUCACAAGUGACAUCUCUUGCGUAUCCGUAUACAAGUCAAAGGGGAAACACAAGCUCUGUAUUUUCUCACAUAUUAUGUCCUCUAAUGUUUAAAACAUGGCAGCAUCUUGUUCCCGGUGGAAAAUCGUUUGAAGAUCAUCAAAAAGAACAUAAUUAUGUGCCGCACAUCAUAUUUCCGACGAAAAAGGAUGUGCUUGGAAGUAAGGUCGGCUUUUUGUCUGGAGCAGCCAUACAUUUCAAGUAUGAGAGCUCAAUCAUACAUAAGGCACAAUACGAGCAAAAUAUCAAAAAGUAUCUCCGAAAAUGGACUACGCCAGGAGACAUCACUGGGAGGGAAAAUCUCACACCUCAUGUUAAGUAUUAUACGUGUGAUAAUGGCGACGAUUGGAAACUGCUCAAGUGGGUCAUGGUGGGAAGUCACAAUCUCUCGAAACAGGCGUGGGGCUACCCGAAACCAAAAUCAAACGGGAACAAGAUGGACAUAUCAAGUUACGAAUUGAGCGUUUUGAUUCCGCAAGACAAGGACAUGUUGGUUCCGACCUACAAAACUGACACUACAGUGCACAUAGGUAGCAAGCCCGUAAGAUUCCCGUUUUCUCUUCCUCCUAUGCUGUACCAGACAGGAGAUUUACCAUGGACCAUGGAGGGGCUUUAGAUACUCAUGAGUAUGCCAUCGUAUGUCUUAAAAUAAUUGAAAAAUAUGUGAAAGCCUCACCACCAUGUCCUACUAAAAUGUUUUGCACUCCACUCUG